AUGUCGAAAUACAGUGUGAUGGGCUACGAACCCGCACUAGUGCUGGUGGCCACGUUGAUAGCGAUAAUGGCCGUGUCCGUGGUCGCCGUGCCAGCCGCUCACCACCUGCACCACCACUCAGGCGGCCACCACCGGAUGAUGUCAAGCGGCGGCGCGGCCGGGUCGUCGUCACCGUCGUUGUCGGGCAUCGAUCACCCGCUCAGCAAGCGGUCGUUCUUCGACAUCCAAUGCAAGGGCGUGUACGACAAGACGAUAUUCGCCAGGCUGGACAGGGUGUGCGAAGACUGUUACAACCUGUUCCGGGAACCACAGCUCCACUCACUGUGCAGGAAAAAUUGCUUCACGACAGAUUUUUUCAAAGGAUGUCUGGACGUGCUCCUGCUCGAGGACGAAGUGGAAAAGAUACAGAAGUGGAUUAAACAGUUGCACGGGGCCGAUCCUGUCGGGGUUAGGGCUUAG
This is a messenger RNA of Macrosiphum euphorbiae (potato aphid), 459 nucleotides long. Lineage: Eukaryota; Metazoa; Arthropoda; Insecta; Hemiptera; Aphididae. The record is from the annotation of a GenBank genome assembly.